Dovyalis caffra is the source of this 921-nucleotide messenger RNA. NCBI's taxonomy places the organism in Eukaryota, Viridiplantae, Streptophyta, Magnoliopsida, Malpighiales, Salicaceae. The record is from the annotation of a GenBank genome assembly.
AUGGUGUUCUACUUCAAAGCCAGACCAGAGGCAGGAGAUUACACUAUUUUUAUGGGUCUUGACAAGUACGAGAACGAGGAGCUUAUCAAAUAUGGUUUCCCUGAAGACAUCUGGUUUCAUGUGGACAAAAUGUCUUCUGCCCAUGUUUAUUUAAGGCUCCAUAAAGGUCAGACAAUCGAUGAUAUAAGCGAAGGUGUACUUGAGGAUUGCGCGCAGCUUGUCAAAGCAAAUUCAAUCCAAGGCAACAAGGUGAACAACAUUGAUGUUGUUUACACUCCCUGGGCCAAUUUGAAGAAAACUGCUUCCAUGGAUGUAGGCCAAGUCGGCUUCCACAAUUCGAAGAUGGUUCGAACUGUGAGAGUGGAGAAGCGGAUAAAUGAGAUAGUUAAUAGAUUGAACAAAACAAAGGUGGAAAGAAAGCCUGAUUUGAAAGCUGAGAGAGAAGCAGUCAGUGCAGCAGAAAGAGCAGAGAGAAAGCUUCAUCUGAGAGAUAAAAAACGACGUGAGGAAAUGGAUAGGCUUGAAAAGGAGAGACAGGCAGAGACGAGGAGCUACAAGGGUUUGAUGGUGGCUGAAAAGAUGACAUCUAAUAAACAAAUAGCAUCUGAAAACAAGUCCUUGCAGGAGCUGGAAGACGACUUUAUAAUAAGUUCUGAUCCUUUGAAGUUUCAGUAUUCUGGUUUUGAGGAUUGCUUGAUCAAAUUUUAUGUCAUUAACUCUUCAAGGGUUUCAAGAAAUGACCGACUGGCCUUCGGUCUUAAUCACCUGACAUGGUGGCAAUUUAUUCCUACAGGUGGUUCCCUUCUCAUAGUUGAUUUGUUGGUUUUCAGCGUCACGGGCAUAUCCUUUCAGUUUACAAAUGGAAAAGUGGAGAUUGAAUUAGAUGAAUUCUUUGUGAGUUUACGUACCAGUGCAUCUUAG